Molecule: messenger RNA, 1447 nt
Organism: Eucalyptus grandis
Lineage: Eukaryota; Viridiplantae; Streptophyta; Magnoliopsida; Myrtales; Myrtaceae
Product: probable aldo-keto reductase 1
Exons: 7
Coding region: 87-1106 (339 amino acids)
Cellular component (GO): cytoplasm
Source: RefSeq, a predicted model, not a curated record
AAUUGACAGAUCAAGAAACCAGAAAGUACAGCAAGUAGCAACUUCAACAUAUCAUCUGCAAAAUGGCCGGGGUUCGGAUUCCGUGAAUGAAGCUCGGAACGCAGGGUCUCGAGGUUUCGAAGUUGGGUUUCGGCUGCAUGGGACUCUCCGGAAUCUACAAUGAUCCUGUUCCUGAGGAAGCUGGUGCAGCAAUCAUCACUGACGCGUUCGCCAAGGGGAUAACAUUCUUCGACACGUCGGAUUUUUAUGGACCCAAAAUCAAUGAAAUUCUUGUUGGAAAGGCGCUGAAGAGGUUGCCACGGGAGGAGGUACAGUUAGCCACCAAAUUCGGUGUUGCAAAAACUGAAGCGGACAAUGUCGUGAUUAAGGGGACACCUGAAUAUGUCCGCUCAUGUUGCGAGUCGAGCCUCCAGCGCCUUGGUGUCAAAUACAUUGACCUCUACUACGUGCAUCGAAUCGACACAUCGGUCCCCAUAGAGGAAACUAUGGGGGAACUGAAGAAGUUGGUGGAAGAGGGAAAAGUGAAGUACAUUGGCUUGUCUGAGGCUAGCCCUGACACCAUACGGAGGGCGCACGCAGUUCAUCCCAUCACGGCCUUACAGAUGGAGUGGUCACUCUGGACUCGCGACAUCGAGCAAGAAGUUGUCCCACUUUGUAGGGAGCUCGGAAUUGGCAUCGUUCCGUAUAGCCCUCUUGGUCGUGGGUUCUUUGGCGGCAGAGGAGUCACAGCAACUGUGCCGGCACAUCUUUCUCCAGAACUGUAUCCCAGGUUUCAAGCAGAGAAUAUGGACAGAAACAAGAUUCUCUACGCUCGAAUUGAGAAGUUAGCAAAACAGCACGAUUGUUCCCCUGUACAGCUUGCGCUCGCAUGGGUACUCCAUCAAGGAGAUGGUGUUGUGCCUAUCCUCGGAACGACCAAGAUAAAAAAUCUCGAUAAUAACAUCGGUUCCUUGGGAGUGAAGCUCACGGAGGCAGACGUGAAAGAGAUCUCAGAUGCUAUACCUAUCGAUGAAAUUGCCGGCGACAAGCUUGUCGACCACUUUGCUCGCUUGUCAUGGAAGUACGCGAACACACCCCCAAUAGAUGGGAAAUUCUCAGCAUCCUAGGCUUCUCUUUUGCUUCUUGUAAUUGAGUUCAGGAAAUGAAUUUCUGAAUAGCUUAGUGAAAAAUACAACAAAAACUAGGCAAGUCUACGUUAUUGGCUUUGUUGAAGGGUAGUUCAGUCUUUUCAUUGUUAGUGAGCCCUAACGCUCACACUCUAUAUGAUGAUGUAAUUUGUCAUUUUUCUCUUGUUUCAUUGUUUAUGAGUCCUAUCCAGUGCGAUGCUUGUCAAUUUGGCAAACAUCAUCGAGUAUCUUUUCCUUCCCAUGUCCAGUGUCAAGUCCUUUUGAAUUGGUCUAUUAUGAAAUUUGGGGAACCUAUCGUGUCAAUGAUAUAUCUAGUUAUA